Molecule: messenger RNA, 4261 nt
Organism: Chlamydomonas reinhardtii
Lineage: Eukaryota; Viridiplantae; Chlorophyta; Chlorophyceae; Chlamydomonadales; Chlamydomonadaceae
Exons: 5
Coding region: 317-3958 (1213 amino acids)
Biological process (GO): regulation of DNA-templated transcription
Molecular function (GO): zinc ion binding; sequence-specific DNA binding
Source: RefSeq, a predicted model, not a curated record
GCCACUUAGUUGCCAAGCUGGUCGCAUGUUUAUGAAUCUGCUUGGUUACUGCCUGGGUUGUAACUCCUGCACUAUUUCAGGAAGUUUCCGGAGCGGGCCCAGUCGCAAGCGCUCCACCCUGCCUGCCACGCCAGUUGCUUCGUCACGGUAUAACUAGACAGCGUAAUUUGCUGAUGCCGCUUCAGCCGGCGACCCAAUUUGUAGUCUCUGAGGCGGGCGCACCGGGGAAGUGCAGUGCUGACCGCGCGCGCAACCGAGUGGUCGGACCGGCAACGAGGCAGCCCGUGCCACCCAGAGAAACCUAAGAGCCAUUUCCAUGGAGGAGGCAAGUGUAGCACCGGGGUCUGCGUACAGUGCGCACCGGCAGGAUCUAUGGUUGCAGGCGCGGGCACAUGCCGGCGCUGCAUCUCCGUCCACGGCAGCAGCGGAUGCCACAACCCGCGCGACGGCCGCGGCACCGGCACCGGUCGCUGACGGUGCUGCUAAAGCGGCACCCGCAAAUUUGGUUGGCUCCACGGCUGCGGCACCAGCUAAGCCGCCGCCGGCGGCAGCAGGGGCUUGCGGACGGCCAUCGCGCUCCGCCGCGGGCCGCGCGCGCAGCGUCAUCGCUCACCAGUUGCACCAGGAGGCGCUGCCUUGGGCCAAACGGGAAGCGGCGGGCGCGGCGUCUUCCCACGAAGGCGCGCACUCUGAGAUCAAUGACGACAUCGCGGCGCCGGCAGCAAGAGCAUCAGGGCCCAAGAGAGCAGCUGUCGCAGUAGUUGCAACCAACCCAGGCACGCCAGCAACCGCAAAGGCGCCCAUGCAACCGAAGCCGCUGCCGCUGCCGCUGACGCCGGACGUACGGUGUGCGGCGUGUGGCAAGUCCUGUGAUGCAAGGUGCGGCUUCUUCGCCCGCGGUACCGGCAACUUCACCUGCCGCGGCUGCUGUAUCCGCAACCUGAGCACCCAUGGCUUCUACGGCCCGCCAGGGACGCGGAGUCUGGAGGAGGCGGGCGGCCGGGAGUGCGCCGAGUGCGGCAGGCAAGACACGCCCCGGUGGUAUCCCCACCACACAACGCUUGGGGCCUACGAAUGCAACGCCUGCAACGCCCGUUUCAAUGCGCGCAAGUCGCGGCCGCGUGGCGUCGCGCCACCGUUGGAGUCGGCUGCACGCGGGAUGGCGGCAGGCGUCACGGCGGCAGGAAGCGCGGUGAGGCCAGGCCCCAUGCCGCCGGCCGCUGUGAACAAAGCUGCGACGGCAGCGCCCGCCGGGAAGUCAGCAGCAGCAACCGUGGCAUCCGGGCCGCUGACUGUAGGGGCCGGUCGGAAGGCAGCUGCUGCGGUGAAGGUAGGCGCGGUGAAGGCAGCAGUGUCUAAGGCAGGGGUCGCGAAGACCGCUUCCAGAGCACAACAAGCGGCGGGCUUUCCCGUGGCACGGAAGCGACCGCCCGGCGCACGGAGCCUGCUGGACGAGGCGGGCGGUCGCGAGUGCGGCGACUGCGGUGCCCACAGCGGUGACGGGUCGUCCUGGCGGCCGCACCCGGACCAGCAGGGCGUGUACGUGUGCGGCUCGUGCGGUGGGAAGGAUGCAGCCCGCAAACGGAAGCUGGGUGGCGGCGGGGAGGGCGGAUCGGCGCGUAAGGCGCCAAAGCGAGUGCCCGGCCUGGUAGACACGGCGGGCGCACAAGCUGCGGCCGUGCCCUCUGCAGCCUGCUGUGAAGGCGGCGGCACCAAGCGCCAGCGGCAGCGGCGGCAAGAGCAGGCAGCGGGCGCAGGCAGUCUCAGCGGCGCGGAGGCCGCGGCGUCCUCAUCAGCGGUUUCGCCGACAGUCACGCCUGCAGCGAAGCGCCCGGCGCACUCGCAGCUGGUGCAGCGACAGGACCCUGCAGCCGCGGCCCCCGCCACGUCAUGGAAUGCGGUGGCAGCUGCGGCGGCGGCUUGCCAAACGUCUCACAGCGACGAGGCGACGGCGGAGGCGGAGGCGGUGCGGCAGGGUGCAUGGGAGGCGCCAGGCAGUACACCGCGGUGGGAGCUGCCGCAGCUGUCACAGUCACGACAGCGGUCGCAGCAAGUGUGCCAGCAGCCAGCAAGGGGCCCCUUGCCGGCCCAAAGCCGGGCACCUGCAGAGCAGGGGCGGGCGCCGGCCAGGGCGACCACGUCAGUGUCGGACGCAGCCGCGUCAGCCGCAGCAGCGUCGCUGGCGGGCACUUCGACAGGCCUUUCCGGGCGUUCGGAUGCCGCAGCUACAGCGCCUACUGCCACCAUGACCAAAUCCAGCAACGCGACUGGCAUCACUGCUACAGCCUCGGUGCUGUCCGAGUGGACGUCGCCGGCGAUCGACGCCGUGCGAUGCGCAUUUUGCGCGGGAGGCUUUGUGCGAAUGGAGACCGGGCACUUCGGUUUCUUUAUGGAGGGCACGCGCGCCUACACCUGCCACGGCUGCUGCUGCAUAAACCUCAAGCGUUAUGGCUUCUACGGCCCGCCAGGGGCACGGAACAUGACGGAGGCGGGCGGCCGGGCGUGCGCCGGCUGCAGGACCACCACAGCUCAGACUUGGGUCCCGCACAAGUUCCGCAUGGGGCUCUAUCUCUGCACGGCCUGCCACUGCCGGCAAGGCAGGGGCACGCCUCCGGAAGACGGUCGCGGAACAGCCGGGGCGGCCGCAGGGGAUCGAGCAACAGCCGCACGAGGGCCGGUGCUGGUGCUGUCGCCGUUGCAGCAGCAGAAACGUAAGCGGCGGCGUGCGCGUGAGCAGCAGCCAACCUCAAAGGAGGAUGAGAAGGAGGAGGAGGACGGCGGCGAUGGGGCGUGCGAAGGUGCGGUGGACUCUGAGUUUGAAGAGCUGGUGGAGGAGGCUGCGGAGGGAGAUGUGGAGGAGGCUGCGGAGGGAGAUGUGGAGGAGGCUGCGGAGGGACGUUUGGAGGAGGCUGUGGUGGGAGAUGUGGAGGAGGCUGCGCUCAGCGCGCGGCGUCAGCUGCUGGAGCAGCAGACGGCGUUCAGGGUUCAGGCUAGCCACGCGCUGCUGGCGGCGAGCGUGCAUGCGUCCGCAACCGCUGUGGCAGGUCUCUUCGCAGCGGACCAGGCCCCGGCAUGCAGCGGCGGCGGCAACGGCGAAGGCAGCGGCGGCAGCAGCAGCUGCAGCAGCAGCUACCGGCUUCCUGCGUCGCCCGGGCCGGAGCAGGUGGCGGGCCGCAUGUCCGACUGGCUGCAAGCGCACGUGUGCCGGUGGCCGCUGGCGCUGCUGCUGGGGCCGGCCGCGGAGGCACUGGGCUUGGACAGGGAGGAGCCGCCGCCGGGGCUGACGCCGGAGGAGCAGGAGACCUGGCGAGGCUGCCGCGCGCGCGUGUGCGGUACCUGGCUGCGUGUCGCUCACCAAGCCAUGAUGGGUCCAGCCGCAAGCAACGCACCAGCGGCAUCUACUGCAGCUGCUGCUCCCUUCGCCGCCGGCGCCGCGCCCUCGGCCGCUGCUGCUGAACGCCCUGAGGCCCGAGGCCUCCUGCCGCGCCCGCAGCAGCCUGCCGCAUCCAGCCCGCCGGCGGCUGUGCAUCGCUUCCGCAUGGAAUCCUACAGCGCCAGCGUCGCGCUGGCAUCGGAGCUGGCGAAAUGGCUGCAGUCCGCGCCGCGCCGCAAAGUGCAGCAAGAGUCGCUGCCGCCGCCAGCGUCGACGCUGCCGCCGACGCAUGCGCAUACAGCUGGUGCAGCGGCAACGGCACAGCGGCACGAAGGGGUUGCGGGUCCGUGCCUGUGCACACCUGGGUCGGCUGCGCGUGCGGGUGGCGCUGCUGCGGACCUAGGGGCUGUGGACGGCAGCAGUACUUGCGGGCGGGGGGCUGUGCAGCCGGAGUCAUCGGCAUUGGCAGGCUCGGCGUCGGCAGCAGGCGGCGCGGCGGGGCGUGCAGAUGAAGGGAGAGACGGCCUGGAGGCGUCGCUGCAGCCGCUGCUGCUACGGCCGGUAUGCCAGGCAUUGUGCGAAUGACUGAGAGGCGGGUAGCAAAGCGGGGUUCUGUGUUGUUGUACCAGUACGGAGUGUGGAACGGUGGCAGGCUGCGUGUACAACUGGUGCAUGCGGGUACAACGCGUUUGCAGGUCUGCGGGGACAAGGUUGGUUCUGGGCCUACAUACCAUGAGCGUGCCGCAGAGAUCAAGCCAAUUGCAACUGCGCUGAUUGUGGUUGCCUGGUUGGACGUCAGGGACUCCCGUGCCAUACGCACUGCUGUGGAUGUGUCUGCCUGCUUAAAAGCGUGGCUGUACAGGAUUGUGCGCAUUGGACGUUCGCCUG